AAUGUUGCUGCAAGUGCCGCAAAUGUGGCCACGUCAGUGCACAAGCAGCUGUCAGUGUGGACAGACUGCAGGGCUUUCCCUACUGAGCUCUCCGAAGGCGAGUUUAAGUCACAGCGCUCUACAUCUGCAAGUGUAGCCAUGCCCUGCAAUGGGCUGGAGGCAGAGCAGCAGCAACAAGGAGCCAGAAGAGGCAAAGCUGGAGAGCUGGAGCAGUGCAGACCCGCCAUGCCGAGGGGGGCCCAGGGCUGAGCCACCGCAGGAAGCUGCAGACCCAGAGCUAGGGAGUGGACGCCUGCUGUGUCACAAGUAACACCAGAGAUGAGUGCGUGUUGUGUCGAAAAUACGUGAACAGGUUACAUGGAGCUCAUUUUUCUUUUCUUGUGGGGCUUGCUCAGAUCUGGAGAGGCAGCUGGACAUGGAAAUGGGAAGUGCUUCGCCCCACUCUACAUUGAGUUUGCUGAGAUUACCAUUGACAGGGUCAUGGUGGGCAGCAAGGUGCGAUACAAGUGUGAAGCUGGCUAUAGAAGGAUACCUGGGGAAAGUAACUUUAUUGUCUGUAUUAACGAUACUGGGCUUAUUCACUGGACUACAAAAGCUUCUGUAUGUGAACGGGACUCCAGGGCUACUUCACAACAGUCAGAAAGAAAACCUGAGAAUCCAGUCACCAUUGUGCCAUCUGACACAGCAGGUUAUUGUGGGAUACCCAGCCCUGUGGAACAUACCACACCUAGGGUGACAGAGUAUGCUGUGGGUCAGGAACUGCAUUACAAGUGUCUACAUGGUUACGAUGCUCGGCCCCCAACCUCUGAUAUCAGCACCUGUAAGGAAGAGCAUGGGAAAACCUUCUGGACAAGGCUAAGUCUGCUGUGCACUAAUGACAGCAAGAGUGGAGAAGAGAUGACGCAACCGAUUCCAGUAACAGAUACAUCGGAACCGUCCCAUGUCCCAUCAGUGAUGUUUCCUGUCACAGUUGCUGUCUCUACUGUCUUCCCAAUCAUUUUCAUCAUUUUGGGGUGGAUCAUCGUAUCGAAACUAUGGAGACGGAAGAGUUUGACAGAAGAGGUCAAGAUUGAAAAGACAAAGUCAGUUCUAGUAACAGCAGCAAGAGCGGCAAUGGAGAGUGAGGAGGAAGCUCACAGACUAAAAUCUAAUAUGUGAAGGAAGUAGCAGAUGUUUCACUUUAAUGCUCAAGUUGGAUUGCACUGGCAAAGACUGGUUCCUGCCUAGAGCCAAGAUAUCUGAGCUCUUAGUGCUAGGAAAAGACAUAUAGCACAUGGAAUAUGGGCUGUAUUGUUAUUAACAGACAAAGAACUUCUUUCACGUUCAUUUCAAGUUGCUACUAUGGAUGUAUCUUGAAGAACAUUAGAGUUAAAAACCUAAACAACUCAAAGUAUGGAAAUCACUAGUUAAGAGCAAGUAAAUACAUAUUCAAAUAUAUUCAUAGCUUAUAUAAUCUCUUUUUUAAAAGGAUCGUGUAAAAUAUCACAUUGGAUAUUCUAGAAAUAGCCUUCAAUCUGCCCCUGUAUCCCUGCCUAACCUGAAAGUGUUUACCAGAAAUGCUCUUCACCUUCCUCUCUUAUAUCAUAUGUAUUUCCAAUAUGGGCUAUAAACUCUCACUAACUACCAGCCAGCACAUGUGGUCCACAGGCCUAACCAGACUAUGUGGCCAUUAUUAGACAGAGACACCAAUAUCAUGAUGCUUACUCUUCCUGUAAAAGCUACAUAUCUGACUCUCCCCAUCCCAUCUCUGACUGUUACGCUCAAGAGAUCACAGCCUAUCUUAUUUUCCACACAUUGCCCAGAAAUGACACCUUUCUCGCACACUCCCUCUUCUACUUUGUGGGAGGAAAACCCAGUAAACCCCAAUCACUCUUUUCAUGUGAGAUGAAAAGCUCAUCAUAUCCUCUUCCUCCUUUCACUGUGAACCAGAAGUUUCACUUUGCACAUACUGACCACACAUCCAUCUUCAUCCAUCCCCUCUACCCUUAUAUUUCAGACUAUCCCAUUGAUCAGAGCAGGCUAGUACAUUGUUUAGCAUAAAGGAAGGAAGGGUGUUGGCCUUGUCUGUAGAGCAGUGCUCCCCAAACUGUGGGGUGCACCGCCCUACGUGGGUGCAGAGGAACAUUGUGGAGGGGGCAUGUGUCAAGUCCCGAACUAGCCCCCGCAGGGGGCAAGGAGGGAGUGCCAUCCAACCCCACUCUGACCCAAGUCCAGUUCCAGCUCUGGCCCCAGCUCCACUCCACCCCCUGCUCUGCCCCCAACCAGCUCCAGCCCCACUCUGCCUCCUGCUC
Messenger RNA from Gopherus evgoodei (Goodes thornscrub tortoise), 2291 nucleotides. RefSeq names its product interleukin 2 receptor subunit alpha (gene IL2RA). Gene Ontology annotation, biological process: inflammatory response. Gene Ontology annotation, molecular function: interleukin-2 receptor activity; interleukin-2 binding. The transcript has 8 exons. The record is from RefSeq and is a predicted model, not a curated record. Lineage: Eukaryota; Metazoa; Chordata; Testudines; Testudinidae. The coding region runs from base 358 to 1158 and encodes 266 amino acids.